GUCAGCUGGAGCGCCGCUUCCUCCACAGCCGCCGCCGAUGACCUCCUUGCCCGCCCGCAGCCGCUGAGGACCCCCCGGCGUCCCCGCCAGGGCAGGGGAUGAUAGAUCGGCCGCCCGCAGCCCCGUCCAGCCCAGUCCGCCGCACCGCAGCGUCGGCCGCCGCCGCCCGCCUGAGCCGCAGCCCGAGAGGAGCCGCAAAAUGAACCCCCAGUGCGCCCGCUGUGGCAAAGUGGUCUAUCCCACCGAGAAAGUCAACUGCCUGGACAAGUACUGGCAUAAAGGAUGUUUCCACUGUGAAGUUUGCAAAAUGGCUCUGAACAUGAAUAACUACAAAGGAUAUGAAAAGAAACCUUAUUGCAAUGCACAUUACCCAAAGCAGUCCUUCACUACAGUGGCUGAUACACCAGAAAAUCUUCGCCUGAAGCAACAAAGUGAAUUGCAAAGUCAGGUAAAAUACAAAAGAGACUUUGAAGAAAGCAAAGGAAGAGGGUUCAGUAUUGUGACUGAUACGCCUGAGUUACAAAGACUGAAAAGGACACAGGAACAAAUCAGUAAUGUAAAAUACCAUGAAGAUUUUGAGAAGACAAAGGGCAGAGGCUUCACCCCAGUGGUAGAUGAUCCUAUAACAGAGCGUGUACGGAAAAACACCCAAAUUGUGAGUGAUGCAGCAUAUAAAGGUGUGCAUCCACAUAUUGUUGAAAUGGAUAGAAGACCUGGAAUAAUUGUUGCCCCAGUUCUCCCUGGGGCAUAUCAGCAAAGCCAGACUCAAGGAUAUGGAUACAUGCACCAGACCAGUAUGUCGUCCAUGAGGUCCAUGCAUUCACAGCCUCAUUCAGCAAGCCUGGGUGGAGAGAGUACCGUUCCUUUUCAACAGAGAACGUAUAGAGCUAUGUAUGACUACAGCGCUCAAGAUGAAGAUGAAGUUUCCUUCAGGGAUGGUGAUUAUAUCAUCAAUGUGCAACCAAUAGAUGAUGGCUGGAUGUAUGGUACUGUUCAGAGAACUGGGAAAACAGGAAUGCUUCCAGCAAAUUAUAUUGAGUUUGUUAACUAAUUUUUGUCUCUACUCCUUUGAGCUUUAUUAUGAUUUACUCAAAAUCUAACCUUUUAGAAAAAAGUCAGAAGAAUCUUUUAAGAGUACAUGAUCAUUACGUUAUCACUGCUAUAACAGUUUGCAUUCUUACUCGGAAUCCAAUUUAGACUUCUUUAAAAUAGAGAUAAAUAAACCGCAAGAAGCUCAGAGCUUUGAAAAUAGCAUGGCUUAUAAUCAUGCUCUCUCAAAAUGAAAAACAUAUAUGGAAGCCUGGUGCUGCCUAUCCUAUAAAAAUUUUAGUCAAUUACCUGUAAAGGGAAAAUACCUUUUCCCUACAUAUCAAAGAGGUUAUUUCUCUUUGUAAAACCAACCAUAAAAUCAAUGCACUUCUGGCACUCUGAAGUCACAGGAAGUUAACACACUGAGUUUGAACACAUCUUCAAAUUAUUAGGGAGGUGUUUAACGUUUGAGCAGUUAGCAUCCUAAUAAAAAAUAAAAUGUUGAGUAGAUAAUUCAGUCAUUUGAUAUAAUGACAAGUAAUAUGCCAGUAAAAAAAACAGUAAAAUCCCCUACUGCCCAGCAGCCUUACAAUGAACAGGUCCAUUUUAACAGCAAAAUUUUCCUGACUCUUGCAUACCCACAUUUAUUUCUGCAUUACCCAUUUUUUCUUAUUUACAAGUGACCUAUCAGCUUUGCUUGCAUCCCAAUCCAUCAGUUAGAUCCAUGUCUAGAUCCAUGAUUCUUCAGUAUCUUUUCCACAGAAGAUUCCUUGCAAAGACUAUCUAAAGUAUAAAACCUGUCAAGUCUUUUGUUUCCUUCUAAUAAUAACUAGCAUUUAAAUAGAAACUUACAUUAGGGCAACGUACAACCAAUACUUCAUGUAGUUCCUUUACCUUCACUUGUACUGCUGUAAAUAAAUAUCCUGUGUGAGGCCCUGGUGCUGUGCAGUCACACAAAGCCUGCAGUCAUACCCCUCCUUCUUACCUACCACAGGUAACUUGCUUAAUGGCUGCUUUGCUGAUGAGCUAAUGUACCUACCCCUGCUUCAGAAAUACUUAUGCCUCCAUCGAGGAGUGGAGGAGAGCUCUGUUUAUUGUAGUGCAUUUCAGAUCAAAAAAUCUUGGUGAUCCAACAGUGGGUUGUACGCUUGCCAAAUGUUUAAUGAUGGAGAAAUAUGUUUUCUUUUACUGACUUGAUCUUUCUCAUAACUGACACUGAAGGGAAAGCUAACUAAACAAAAGUCCAACAUACUCUAUGCCAUUAUGUUUCAGUUUAGCCAUCUGUAGAAAACAGUAAAAAUAUUCUGCUGACAAACCUUCACAUAUGCUAUUUGGUGUCUGUUAACAUUAUGGUCAGAACUGAGAGAUCCAGGUCUUACUCUGUGAGGCUGAGGAGAGGAUCAAACAACUGGUGACAUAGUGGACCUGUAAGAGGGACUGUGUCAGCAGGCUUGGGUCACAGGGAACUUGCUUUUGCUUUGACUGGAUGCUGCAUUCCCUCCCAGGGAGAAAUUCUGGGAGGAAGGACAAAAGAGUUAAAGAUUCAUGUGGGAAUGAAUCUGCAUCUUGUGCGGAUGCAGAUGCAGAAAAUGUUUUUACUGAUAAUAUAAUUUGUGGAGUCCAGCCAUAUGCUAGAGAAGUUAGAGACACUUGUAGUAACCCUCAGAAUGUUGAGUCUGCACUGGCUUUCUUCCAUUUCUAAAAUUUUUAAAGUAGAAUUAAAUAUAGAGCUUAUAGACAAUUUUGUAUUUCUCAUUUCACAAAGUAGGCAACUUUGCAAUAUCUAUUUAAAGAACAAGGAAGGCAGUAUGGAUUUGUUUUGUCAACUGAAAGUUGUCAAUGCAAAUACCUGCACAUUCUAUUUUUGCAUACAAUUAGAAAUUGGAAAGCUUAUGCAAUUUUAUUUUGGGUUUUGCUAACUCGGGGCUGAUUCCAGCUGCCAAACAGAAUAGAAUGACUGCAUUAAAAAAAAAAUAAAAAUUAAAAAAUGUCCAUGACUGUGGAAUUGCCUGGGCUUUCUUGUCAGCAGCCUAAUUCCAAGGCUAAAGCUGUCCGGGAGCAUCUAACUUCAAAAAGUAUUGUUUAAAACCAGAGAUUCACUACUGUAAAUAUCCAAUCUCUAUGGGUGACUGCUGUCAUUUAAAAUUCUUGAAAGUUUUGCAUAAGGAGCUGCUGCUGCAGCAGAACCUUAUGCAUUGCUGGUGACAUCCACGUGAAAUAGCAAACUUUGCAAGUGAAAUGGCUUUUUCAAAAGGCUACUGUGAUAUGCUGAGCUAGAAGCUCUGAAAAAAGCAGUCUGCUUCUGUGUUGGUUUUCAUCACCAGCCGUCAACAGCAAGGAGAGGAAUUUCAUCUUAUGCUGGGUAGCAAAUUUUUCAGAUGAUGCCUGAGGCACAAUUGGCUGUCACUUGCUGCUUGCUGCUCUAUUAGCUGUGUAAUGCUGACAACAAUAAAAACAAGUUGUCAGUUUGUUAACCCAAUAAAAUUUAGAGAAUAGAUAUAUUGAAUCAAGUUACAGAUUUUAGUGAUUUAUAAAAAAGAAUCUCAACCUAUAAAUAGAUGAUCAUUCUUCCUUAAAGAGGAGACGACUUGCAGUGUUGAACACUUUAUGUAUAGAAGUAAAUGAGAAAAUGGGCAUUUGAUGACAUUAGAGAACUAUGUUGUAAUAAGCAAUCAAAAUAAAAUUUCCUUUAUGAAUUUUGAAAAUUCAUUAGCUUGGUAGAGCAGCUAAAGCAAUAUGCAAAAAAAUAAAAGGUCAAGAAAACAAAACAGUAUGAGAAUUGUAUUUCUCUUGAGAAUGGUAUAUCAGCAAAAUUAUUAAGAUCUGGUUUAAGUUACUCAUUCAUGUAAUCAAGUUUUUUAUGUCAUAUAUGCUUAGGAAUUCAUGUUUAUGUGGAACAGUUCCUGCUUUUUGAUAUAAAACAAACUUUAGUGUCAUUAUGCAGCUUUUUUCUAAGCAAAGCAAUCAAAGGCCCAAAAUUAUCAGAGUGCAAUUAAAAAAAUGUUUUUAUAAGAUCUAAAAUUUGUAAGGUGGGGAAAGUAAGUCCUAAACUAAAUUGUGCCAGCAUAGGUUUUAAAAGGCAUAUGUUGGAGCCUGUUACGUGCAGUGUGAUAUAGAGGUGAAAAGAUGUUAUAUGCUGUCUUGUCACCUUUAAAAUAUGUAUUCCUUUUUAGCACGGCAUGUUCCCCUCACUGUUCUUUCUUCCCGUAGUCAGUUUUUCUGGGGAAAGGAAAGGACUUUUACAGAGGUGAAUUUCCCAAGCUGUUCCAAAGUUCAGAUUGGAAGUUCACAUGUUCUCCUUUUAGAAAUAAAGAAUUCUGUAAAGAAUGCUUUAAUUCUUGCUAACACGAGUAUAAAUGUAGAAAACAACAUAGAGCAUAUUCAUACAUAUAUACAAGAACAAAUGGGUGCCUUGCUUUUCAUUACUCUUUCUUGCCUGGCUAAUCUUCAUUUUCUAAACAAAGCUACGUACAGAUACUGCAGUUGUAAUUUUUCAUUAUGGAACAUUAGCAUUUAAUCUUGAUGAAACAGGGUUUUCUUGAUUACAUUUGACAUACAAUAAACUACUUCAGCAGAUUGGGAUUUGACGGAGAAUCACCUCCCAUGGAUUAUGUUUUUGACAAAUGUGUCCCUCCCGAGUGUUCCUCAGGGAUAUGGAAGGUCUCCAAUACUUGGGAAGGUAAUAAUUCUAGUUUUUAUUGUACAGUGACUGCAUGUCAUCUUGUACAAUGGAAAAGAAAUGACAAAUACCAAGGUCUUUGGCAGAAGGUGGUACAGGGUAUAAAAUUUUAGAUUUUAAUUAAGUUGAUUAAUACUCCAUUUAAACUAUAGAAUAUGCUUUAGUUAGUAAAUGUUUAAAUAAUAUACUGAAACAGACAAAAGAUGCUGUUGAAAGAAGUUCUCCAAACUGAUGUGCUGGCAAAUGUGAAGUACUGGUGAGCAGUAUAAAGAAUAAACCAUUUUGCAAUGCUUUAGUGAUUUUCUCCAGCUUUAUGCCAUAGGAACCCCAUCUCUCCUUUGGAAAGAAAACCUGAAAGCUCUAUUUCCUAUACUGCCUGCACUACAACAGUAUAUUCAAAGGAAUUUCAUAUGCUUCUUGUGUCUGAUAAAUAGAAUUUGCAUAUUGUACUUAAGUUGUAAUCCAGUUGUUGUUGACAUUUGUUUAAUUAUUAUUAUUUUAGGGGGGAAAUAAGCUAUACUGUAGCAUUUCAAUCGUGUAUUUAAUAUUACUAUUAGAAAUUGCUAGACCAUUGGAAGACAGCAAUGACUGUAUUGACAUUGAUUAGCAUGAUGUGGAAACUCGGCUGUUGGUUUUUGCAGUGUGAUAUAAAAAGCAAAAAUGAACCGCUGUGCAGUUUGGCUUAUGUUUGCUUUAAAGUGUGUAAAGUUUUAGUUAUUUUGCAAAACUGUACUGUAUUUGGGGGUAUACAGUUAUGGAGGUAACAAUUGUUUUUCAAAGGACAGAUAAACUUUCUCUUGGAUCAUAUGAUGUAUCAUCUUAAUUUGGCUUUUGUUAUGCAGAAAGUUAACACCAGCUAUUAAAAUAUAUUUUAGUA
Messenger RNA from Lepidothrix coronata (blue-crowned manakin), 5585 nucleotides. Its product is annotated as LIM zinc-binding domain-containing Nebulette. Gene Ontology annotation, cellular component: focal adhesion. Gene Ontology annotation, molecular function: actin filament binding. Lineage: Eukaryota; Metazoa; Chordata; Aves; Passeriformes; Pipridae. The transcript has 8 exons. The record is from RefSeq and is a predicted model, not a curated record. The coding region runs from base 200 to 1051 and encodes 283 amino acids.